GAGCCCAUCCUGAUUACCGACUACAGCCUGCGCAAGACAAACGGUACAAUCCAAAAUGUCAACUUCCACAUCCACGGCUUCCAAGCCCGCAAUGUGUCCUGCGCUGCUGGCCCCAUCAUCUCGCUUCCCAGCGAGACUGUCACCUGCGGAGCCAGCAACUACAGGUUCGUGCUGUCGCCAUUGAACGGCACGGACCCCAACCAGUAUGAUUUGAGCAUUUACCACCAGACCGGUUUUGCCUCUGGCAAGUACGCCACUGGCACCGUUCCUACCUACUGUGUUGCUGGCGGUCUCGGAUCCCAGGAUUUGCAAUGCAACCAGAUUCGUCAGCUUGGCCCUUACAAGCUU
Bipolaris maydis ATCC 48331 is the source of this 348-nucleotide messenger RNA. RefSeq lists its product as uncharacterized. The record is from RefSeq and is a predicted model, not a curated record. Lineage: Eukaryota; Fungi; Ascomycota; Dothideomycetes; Pleosporales; Pleosporaceae.